Juglans regia (Persian walnut) is the source of this 1983-nucleotide messenger RNA. RefSeq lists its product as uncharacterized. Bases 1 to 1983 code for a protein of 660 amino acids. Gene Ontology annotation, molecular function: nucleic acid binding. The transcript has a single exon. Lineage: Eukaryota; Viridiplantae; Streptophyta; Magnoliopsida; Fagales; Juglandaceae. The record is from RefSeq and is a predicted model, not a curated record.
AUGGAAGACACACUGGAACAUUUCGAUGAUUCUUCUUCUGCUCAUUCACACAUAAACAUAAACACCUUACCUGCAUCCCGAUUUCUGAAUCUUGGUGACCCUGGUAAUCCCUUCCGUUUGGACAAUGGUGACAAUCCUGCUGUUAUCCUCGUGACUGAUUUACUCACCACAGACAACUAUGCGACUUGGUCCCGUGCUAUGCGACGGGCACUCCGUGCGAAAAACAAACUGGGUUUUAUCUCUGGCGCCAUCCCUCAACCUAUCGAUCCAGAGGAUCCUCUUCUUGAGCUGUGGGAACGCUGCAACGACAUGGUCGUCUCAUGGAUCCAGAACUCCAUUAGUCCCUCCAUAAAAUCCAGCGUUGUUUUUGUCGAUGAUGCUCGGGAAAUUUGGCUCGAUCUUCAGGAUCGUUUCUCUCAACAAAACGAGCCUCGGAUCUUCCAGCUUAAGAAAACACUUUCCAGCCUUCUUCAAGACAAUGAUUCAGUCAGUAUUUACUACAGUAAGCUGAAAACUUUUUGGGAUGAACUUUCCAUUUAUGAUCCAAUUCCUGCUUGUAACUGUGGUUCUAUGAAAACCCUUUUGGAUCGUUACCAGAGAGAUUGUGUAUUUCAAUUUCUUAAGGAUUUGCGUGAUUCUUAUGCUAAUGUGCGUGACCAGAUUAUGCUCUUAGACCCUUUGCCCUCUGUUACUAAGGUGUUUUCUCUAAUUCACCAACAAGAACAACAACACAACCUGAUUUCAACCAUUCCAUCCCUUGACUUAAUGGCCUUAGCCAUUAAGAAAACUUAUCCCAACACCAAAUUUUCUGCCCAGCCCAGACCCCCUUUCAAGAAGGACAGACCCUAUUGUAGCCAUUGCAAGAUCCUAGGCCAUUCCCUUGAAUCAUGCUUCAAAGCUGGUCAUGCCGAGGCCCCCGUAUGUACUCAUUGCCAUUUACCUGGUCACAUUGUUGACAAAUGCUACAAGCUGCAUGGUUAUCCACCGGGUCAUAAAUUUUUCAGCAAAUCUCAAUCUUCUGGAGUUUUUGCUAAUCAGUUUAGCCUCUCUAAUGCUUCUGAACCUAAGGAAAUCAGUGAUGAGAGAGUUGGUUUGACUAGAACUCAAUAUCAGCAACUCAUUGCCUUGCUUCAGCCACGGGAAUCUUCAACUGCUGCUCCUCACUCUGCAAACCAGAUACAGUCCAUUUUCAACCCCUCCUCGCCUUCUAACAUUUCUGGUAUUCCCUUUUGUUUCUCUACUUAUACACACAAACUCACUGACACUCCUUGGAUUAUUGACACAGGAGCAAUAGACCAUAUGGUCUGUUGCACCUCUUUUCUUACUACCAUCACAAAACAAGUUUCAUUAUCUGUCAAAUUACUUAAUGGGAACCAAGUUCUUGUUACACACACUGGUAAUGUUCAACUCACAAAGUCCAUUUUACUCAAAGAUGUUCUAUGUGUUCCAUCCUUCCAUUUUAAUCUUCUUUUAGCAAAAAAGCUUGCUACCUCUCUCACUUGUUGCCUGGUUUUCUUUUCUGAUUAUUGCUUUAUCCAGGACCUUUUAACUUGGACAACGAUUGGGAAAGGUGAAGUGAGACAUGGCUUAUAUCACUUGCUACAAACUGAAGUUGCUCCCUCAACUCUAGCCACCAUUCUUUCGAAUUUCUUCAAAACUAAUGUUCCUGUUUCAGCUUCUGUUAUAAACAAUGUGGCUAUUUCAGACCUUUGGCAUUGUCGCCUAGGCCACCUAUCACUUUCUCGUUUACUUUUGAUUACUGAUCCUAUUGUAAAGCAACACACCUCUUCAACUAAUGAAAAAUCUUGUUGCAUUUGUCCUCUAGCUAAACUUCACAAACUUCAUUUUCCUGACAGCACUCACAAGACUUUGAGGCCUUUUGAACUAAUCCAUUGUGACCUUUGGGGACCAUGUUCUACUGCUGCAUAUGAUGGUUCAAAAUAUUUUCUAACUAUAGUUGAUGACUUCAUAAGAACUACAUGA